CUCAAUAUUAUUAUUUCCCUCUUACAUAGAAUCAAAUUCCCCUACAUCAACCCCACUUUAACAUACUUUACUUCUCUUUAGCUUAUACAUUUUUUUUUUAUAAAACCUUUGUUCUAUUCCACAAAAAAUCAUAUAAAUUUUUUUAAAAAAAAUGAUUGGUAAAAAUAAUUCCAAUCACCUUCCUCCUGGAUUUAGGUUUCAUCCAACAGAUGAGGAAUUAAUCAUAUAUUAUCUUCAAAAUCAAGCUACAUCAAGGCCUUGUCCAUCUUCAAUCAUCCCUGAAGUUGAUGUCUAUAAGUUCGAUCCAUGGGAAUUGCCUGAAAAAGCUGAAUUUGGAGAAAAAGAAUGGUAUUUCUUCACCCCUCGUGAUAGAAAAUAUCCAAAUGGUGUUAGGCCAAAUAGGGCAGCUGUGUCUGGUUAUUGGAAAGCCACAGGCACAGAUAAAGCUAUAUAUAGUGGAACAAAAUAUGUUGGUAUUAAAAAAGCUCUUGUGUUUUAUAGAGGAAAACCACCUAAAGGUAUCAAGACUGAUUGGAUCAUGCAUGAAUAUAGAUUGAGUGAAUCAAGGACUCAACCAAUUAUUACUAGGCCAAAUGGAUCCAUGAGGUUGGAUGAUUGGGUGCUUUGUAGAAUUUAUAAAAAGAAGAAUUUGGGAAGAGCUAUAGAGAUGAUGAAAGUUGAAGAAGACACACAACAAUCUCAAAUAAUGAGUGUUAUUAAUCCUAUUGAAGUUGUGGCUUCUAAUGGACAACAAACAAUGAAACUACCAAGGACUUGUUCACUAUCUCAUUUAUUAGAAAUGGAUUAUUUUGGGUCAAUUUCACAACUAUUUGAUGACAAUAAUUCAUACAAUACUAUAAGCCAAAAUAAUACAUUAAUGACCAAUGGAUAUGUUGGGCCUCAUCAAGCCAUGGAGAUAUUUCAACUAGGGGAAGUGUCACAAAAUAACUCUAAUAGCUUCUUCAAACAGCCAAUUUUUGUGAAUCCAUCCUUUCAAUUUCAGUGAGAAGGCGG
Molecule: messenger RNA, 1014 nt
Organism: Solanum verrucosum
Lineage: Eukaryota; Viridiplantae; Streptophyta; Magnoliopsida; Solanales; Solanaceae
Product: NAC domain-containing protein 2
Exons: 3
Coding region: 152-1006 (284 amino acids)
Biological process (GO): regulation of DNA-templated transcription
Molecular function (GO): DNA binding
Source: RefSeq, a predicted model, not a curated record